AGUCUUCUUUGAGCAAGUACACGCCAUCAGAAAACAUCUGAUAAAGAUAUACAUUCUACUAUUUUAAUCUACAUCUUAGCUCAUUCAGAAGUUGAUUUUUAUAUUUAGUUAUUAUCGGAUUAUAAAUUGUAACCGUAAGUUCGCCUUAGUUAGCCUUGAAAGCUAAACUUUCAGAAGUUGGUUGUAAUCUGGAUUCUACCUAAAAGAAAACUAAAUUUUGAAUAAAAAUUUGUUUCAAAAUUUUGCAGAAAAAAUAUUGAUCUAUCGAAUUCAGACAUUGGCAGAGACUUCAUUAAAUAACUGCAAAAUUUGCGCCCAAUUUUGAGAUAAAAAUCUACUCUGAAGCCGCACAAUGAAAGCUCUCGUGAACAGUUUGGGAGAGAAGCGGCUGAAACUUGCGGAGAGACCUCUGCCAGCAGCUUUGGAUGGAGACGAGGUGUUGCUGAAGAUGGUAGCUAGUGGAGUGUGUGGGACUGACCUGAAGCUGGUGGAGGGCAAGAUCAGUGGGGCGAGCGAUGGGGUCAUCAUGGGCCAUGAGAGUGUGGGCGACAUUGUGGAAGUGGGUGCGAAUGUGGACUCGGCUCUCUAUCCGAUCGGGUCUCGGGUGGUGAUGCAGCCGAACAUAGUGUGUGGCAACUGUCCGAAGUGUGACAAGUACCAGGGUAUAAACGACAAUUUCUGCGACAACCACUCCGCCUAUGGAAUCAUAGUCGACGGGGGCUUGAGCGAAUACGCCAAAUUCAACAAGAGGAAUGUCCGAAGGAUCCCAGAGGAGUUCACAUCCAUCAGUUCUGCUCUGAUUGAGCCAAUCGCGUGUUUACUUCAUGGCUUCUGGCGCAUAGAAGCAGCAGUGGCUGAAGUUCGACAGCCCAAAUUCCUCGUCAUCGGAGCCGGAAUGAUCGGACUUCUCUGGUGCCGAAUCUUCCAGUGCGAAGGUUAUUCGGAUAUUUUCUGUACUGACCAGUCGGAAGAACGAAUGAAGAUAGCUGAAAACCUCGGCGUGAAAACUGUGAAAUCAUCCGACUUGAGUGGAAACAACCAUGACGAUACUUAUGAUGUAAUCAUUGACUGUACAGGUUAUGCGCCUUGUUUGACCUUGGCGGUUGAAAAAGUCGCGAAAGGGGGAACUAUUUUGGUGUUCGGCUGCUGUGCCGAGAAAGCUGUCACCGAAGUUCGUCCUUUCCAGCUUUACGAAAAAGAGGUUCGAAUUAUGGGAAGCAUAAUUUACGAAACAGAAAAGGAGUUUGAUCACGCGAUUGAGUAUGUCUGGAAAAUGGAGCAAAAAGGUCUUCUAAAUCUAGACGACUUCAAAAUUGGGAAGUAUGGCUACCAUGACGUGGAAGAAGGUUGGGAGAAGCUGAUGAAAAAAGAGAUCCCUAAACUGAUUCUGAUUCAGUGAUAAUUGAUUGUAAUAACCAAUUUGAAUCCCCAUAAUCGUCAUAUUAAACUGGUGAUGCUCGGUUUGUAAUUUUUUAUAAGUAGUUAUACAGAAUUCGGCUCGGAUAAUAAAAAAAGGUAAUCAA
This is a messenger RNA of Symsagittifera roscoffensis, 1523 nucleotides long. Its product is annotated as D-altritol 5-dehydrogenase-like. The record is from RefSeq and is a predicted model, not a curated record. The transcript is spliced from 5 exons. Gene Ontology annotation, molecular function: zinc ion binding; oxidoreductase activity. NCBI's taxonomy places the organism in Eukaryota, Metazoa, Xenacoelomorpha, Acoela, Convolutidae. Bases 353 to 1399 code for a protein of 348 amino acids.